GAGGAGGGGAGGAAAGGAGAGGAGAGGGGGAAGGAGGGAUUUGUCCCGAUGGCAAAAUAACUUUACGUUUUAUUUUUUUCUGUGCCGUUCAGAGAAACCUCGAGUCUGAAAUCUGAAACUGUAGAAUUACUGUUGGAGGAGGUGAGUCAGGCACGUUUUCUCAUCCUCUCAGUUCAUUUUCACAUCCAUUUCCCUCAAACUCUAAAGCAUCCACAGUUCUAGAGUAGCCUUUUCUGUGUGUGACCACUUCUGUGGAUGGUCCUAUAGGAGAUGACGUUCCUCAUGGCACUUCAUCUGAUUGGUCUGUUGGUGACGCUGUGGUCCAGCAGCCCCAGUCUGGCCACACCCCUCCCUUUCAACAUUUCAUUGGAGGGAAGUGCAGAGGGGGAGGAGCUAGACAGCCUCAUUGACACCCCUUCCCCACCUGCCACCAGUGGCCCUGCCUCGGAGUCCUCUACCACCUCACAUGGCUCCACCCACGUAGAGCACUUCUUGCUCAGGCAAAUGGUUCACUUCCUGCAGGAUAACCUGUUCCUCAUCCUAGUUUUCUUCACACUCUUCAUCACUAUCUUCCUCAUCCUCUGCUGUGCUUGUAUCAUGAGCCGCAAACGAAAGAUCAAUGCCUACUACCCCUCGUCCUUCCCCUCUAAGAUGUACGUGGACCAGAGGGACAAGACCGGAGGUACCAAGCUUUUCAACGAGUUGCCAGAGAAACCCUCCAACCGGCAGCAGGCUGAGCCAGUGGACUCCAGCAAGAAGCUCCAUCAUGACAUCAUGAAGGCAGCCAAGAACCUCCGCACUCUCUCCAAGCCUCCCCUGGGAGAGCAAGAGGGAAAAGACCCCACACAGAUAUCUGCAGCAGUAGAGAAAAGUCAUGAGGUGAAUGUUCAGGCUGUGGGAGAAAUAAUAGAGAAAGACAAUCAGCCAUCAAAUACACCAGAGUUGAGUGAGGAGGAGGUAUGCCAGCUCUCAGUCAAUGAAGCCCAACAUAGCAGCUGCCCUGAGCAGUCAGAAAUCCUUCCGGAACAGACAGGCCUAAAAAAGGAUGAUGAGUCAUUCACAUGAGCUGAGUCUCCAUCUGGCCAAGGGCACUCACAGGCUCAGCAGGAAAAGAACAGGCAAGAGGACUCCACUGUCACACUGUCCAUUCCGUUGAUCACUGGAGCGAAAACAGCACUUUUGCUAUGCUCUCGACACUAUGUUUGAUCUCAAUGGUUUGGACCAAUUUUGCAUGAGUGACAAUCUUUAAGGCAAACCUGUCAGCUUUGUUUACUGCUCUUUGGAUUUACCAAAUUAUGUCUGUUCAGUUAUAUGUAAUCAUAUACUUGAUUUACUUCUGUUUCCCAGUAGCCAUCUUUCAAUGUAUCUCUCUCUAAAGGGUUAACACUAUGUAACCUGCCAUCUUUCAAUGUGUCUCCCGAAAAGUACAACACUAUGUAACCUGCCAUCUUU
Oncorhynchus masou masou (cherry salmon) is the source of this 1452-nucleotide messenger RNA. Its product is annotated as transmembrane protein 119-like. Gene Ontology annotation, cellular component: plasma membrane. NCBI's taxonomy places the organism in Eukaryota, Metazoa, Chordata, Actinopteri, Salmoniformes, Salmonidae. The coding region runs from base 271 to 1065 and encodes 264 amino acids. The record is from RefSeq and is a predicted model, not a curated record. The transcript is spliced from 2 exons. Gene Ontology annotation, biological process: ossification; positive regulation of osteoblast proliferation; positive regulation of osteoblast differentiation.